Lycium ferocissimum is the source of this 1629-nucleotide messenger RNA. Its product is annotated as CBS domain-containing protein CBSX5. NCBI's taxonomy places the organism in Eukaryota, Viridiplantae, Streptophyta, Magnoliopsida, Solanales, Solanaceae. Bases 114 to 1316 code for a protein of 400 amino acids. The record is from RefSeq and is a predicted model, not a curated record. The transcript is spliced from 2 exons.
CACAAUGCUACUAUUUCUUCUUAAAUUCUCCAACAAAACUCAAAAAAAUCUCAAAACACCUCUCUUUGCAUUUGAUUCAUUUCUCAACAAAAAAAAUUUGUGUUUUUUCUUGCAUGGCAGCUCAUCUUUUAGCUCAUGAGGUAGCUGACCUAUGCCUUGGCAAGCCACCUCUUAAGUCUCUCUCUGUUACUUCAACAAUUGGUGAAGCUUUAGCUUCACUCAAAUUUUGUGAAGAAAAUUGUAUUAGUGUUUGGGAUUGUGAUCAUUUCAAGAAUGUUGAUCAAGAUUGUAUCUGUGUUGGGAAAAUUUGCAUGGUUGAUAUAAUAUGUUUUCUUUGUAAAAAAGAGAAUGUUAAUUCUCCUUCUUUGGCUUUGAAGUCACCUGUUACUGUGUUGUUACCUAAAGAUACUGUUCUUGUAAGGCAUGUUCAACCAUCUACAAGCUUACUAGAAGCCAUUGAUCUCAUCCUACAUGGAGCUCAAAACCUUGUGGUUCCUAUAGAGACCAGAUUUAGUGGCAGCUCAAGAAGAAAAUUUCUUGAGAAUUCUUCUUCAACAAAGAUUUGUAGUACUCUCCACAAUGGCCGCGAAUUCUGCUGGCUAACUCAAGAAGAUGUCAUUAGAUAUUUCCUAAGCUCAAUUGGGCUUUUUUCACCCCUUCCAACAGCUUCAAUCGAUGCCCUCGGCAUCAUUAGCACCGAGUUUUUAUCGGUCGGGUAUGACUCCAGUGCAUCGUCCGCCACUAAGGCCAUUUCCCGAUCCCUCGUGGAUCAGACAUCCGUGGCGAUUGUGGAUGAGGAUGGCGUUCUGAUAGGAGAGAUAUCGCCUUUCACGCUCGCUUAUUGCGGUGAGACUGUGGCUGCAGCAAUCACGACCCUCACAGCUGGUGAACUCAUGGCCUACAUUGAUUGUGGGGGCCCACCGGAGGACAUUGUGAGGGUCGUGAAGGAGAGGUUGAAGGAAAGGAAUCUUGAAGGAAUGUUGGAGGACUUCGAGAUUGAUCCCUCAGAUAUCUCCUCCAACUCAUCGUUAUCCGAUGAAGAGUUGCCUUCCCCGACCUCCUCGAGGUCUUCAUCGGGGGGAAGGUACAAUAAGUCUAGUAGCUAUUCAGCAAGGAUGGUAAGGAGGGCAGAAGCGAUCGUGUGUUAUCGGGGAAGUUCUCUCGUGGCGGUUAUGGUUCAAGCCAUCGCUCAUCGUGUCAACUAUGUGUGGGUGAUUGAAGAGGAUUGUAGUGUUGUGGGCAUUGUGACAUUUGCUAACAUGUUAGAAGUUUUUAGAGAUCAAUUGGAGUCGAUGAUGUUAGGACAUUUUGAUUAAUAAUAGUACUUCUCUUGAGAGAUCAAGAUGAUGAUGAGGCAAUAUGAUCUUGUGAACAUGAGAAUGUACCUCUCUUUUUUACUUUUUUUUUUUUUUUUUCUUCUUUUUGAACUUUGUGUAACCUGUGACUUUGUAAAAUUAUGGUACUAUUUUGUUACUUUCAGUAUCAAUCUCCUGUUUUAGGAAAUAUAAAAGUAUUGUUUUUGAGCUUUUUGUGCUACUGCUAUCUACUACUCCUAUUAGGUUUAAUAAAGGAGCAAGAGAAGUGGACAGGUAGCAAUAAAGAAAGGCCCCUCCCAAAGGAACCCCACUU